UUUUUGAGAGUAGACCAAGACAAAGACAGAGAAUGCAGCCUGGACUGUGCAGGUUCCCCUCAGAAGUCACUCUGUGCAUCUGAUGGAAGAACUUUCCUGUCCCGGUGUGAAUUUCAGCGGGCAAAAUGCAAAGACCCUCAGCUGGAAAUAGCCUACCGGGGCAACUGCAAAGAUGUUUCCAGAUGUGUGGCUGAGAGGAAGUACACUCAGGAACAAGCUCGCAAGGAAUUUCAACAAGUGUUUAUCCCAGAAUGCAAUGAUGAUGGCACAUAUAGUCAGGUUCAGUGCCAUAGUUACACUGGAUACUGCUGGUGUGUCACUCCCAACGGCCGUCCUAUCAGUGGUACUGCUGUGGCCCACAAAACUCCCCGCUGCCCAGGUUCAGUGAGUGAGAAGCUGCCACAACGAGAAGGUGCAGGAAAAGCAGAUGAUGCCUCAGCUCCCGCGCUGGAGACUCAGCCUCAAGGUGAUGAAGAAGAUAUAGCAUCUCGUUAUCCUACAUUAUGGACCGAACAAGUAAAGAGCAGACAAAACAAAACCAAUAAAAGCUCAGCAUCGUCAUGUGAUCAAGAACUUCAGUCAGCCCUGGAGGAAGCUAAACAGCCCCAGAAAGACAAUGUGUUCAUUCCAGAGUGUGCCCAGGGCGGCCUCUACAAACCAGUGCAAUGCCAUCCUUCCACAGGCUACUGCUGGUGUGUUCUGGUGGAUACGGGACGUCCCAUCCCUGGGACAUCAACCAGGUAUGAACAACCUAAGUGUGAUAAUGGUGCCAGAGCUCACCCAACCAAAACAAAAGAUUUAUACAGAGGACGCCAGCUUCAAG
Pterocles gutturalis (yellow-throated sandgrouse) is the source of this 823-nucleotide messenger RNA. RefSeq names its product SPARC related modular calcium binding 2 (gene SMOC2). Gene Ontology annotation, cellular component: basement membrane. The record is from RefSeq and is a predicted model, not a curated record. The annotation marks the transcript as partial. Gene Ontology annotation, biological process: extracellular matrix organization. Gene Ontology annotation, molecular function: extracellular matrix binding; protein binding; heparin binding. Lineage: Eukaryota; Metazoa; Chordata; Aves; Pterocliformes; Pteroclidae. The transcript has 8 exons.